This is a messenger RNA of Racocetra fulgida, 142 nucleotides long. The record is from the annotation of a GenBank genome assembly. NCBI's taxonomy places the organism in Eukaryota, Fungi, Glomeromycota, Glomeromycetes, Diversisporales, Gigasporaceae.
GGAAAUGCGGGAGAUUCACGUGCUGUUCUCAGUGUAGAUGGCUACGCAAUCCAAAUGUCAGAUGAUCAUAAACCCGUUAACCAAGGCGAAGCUAUGCGGAUUCAGAGAGCCGGUGGAUUUGUUGAAUUUGGACGAGUUAAUG